GCCACCAGCAGCAGCAUCCCUGUACACCCUCCUCAUCAAUAUGCGCUUCAGAUCCUGAAUGUAAGAGCCUCUUUUUCUUGCACAGUCAGAGACGGCAAAGACAAGCGGAGCCAGUGUUUCAUGACCGGGGAGGCGAUGUCUACCCAUAUUUCAUAUCUGACUCCAUCCUCAGCAAGCUGCUGACUUUUACCCGUCUCCUCAGUCGACUUUCUCCUCUCGGACAAUCAAUGGAUUUACUCUGAUUUGAAAGAGCGUCCGGAACCGUCUCGACUGUUGCUAUUGUUGUGGUUUUAAACAACGCGGAAAGAAAAACAGGAAAAAAGGGUGAUGAUUGCUUUGCACAGGGUCGGUCAAUUUCGCGUCUUGUCCGCACUGGUUGUCGGUUCGAUUGUGUGUUGCGCAAAAAGCGUCAAUGAACCGGGCAACAUGUCUUUCGUGAAGGAGACGGUGGAUAAACUACUGAAGGGAUAUGAUAUCCGACUGAGGCCGGACUUUGGAGGGGCCCCUGUUGCAGUCGGGAUGAGCAUAGAUGUGGCCAGCAUAGACAUGGUGUCAGAAGUCAACAUGGACUACACGUUGACCAUGUAUUUCCAACAGUACUGGAGGGACAAGCGUCUGGCCUACAUAGGAAUCCCCCUCAACUUGACCCUGGAUAACAGGGUUGCCGACCAGCUCUGGGUCCCCGACACCUACUUCCUCAACGACAAGAAGUCUUUCGUCCACGGAGUCACCGUCAAAAACCGCAUGAUCCGGCUGCAUCCAGACGGAACCGUUCUCUACGGCCUCAGGAUAACAACAACAGCGGCGUGUAUGAUGGACCUCAGGAGGUAUCCUCUGGACGAACAGAACUGCACUCUGGAGAUAGAGAGCUAUGGCUACACCACAGACGACAUCGAGUUCUACUGGAAAGGAGGCGACACGGCUGUGACGGGGGUGACGCGGAUCGAGUUGCCUCAGUUCUCUAUUGUCGAUUACAAGCUGGUGUCCAGAAACGUAGUCUUUUCCACAGGUGCCUACCCUCGACUGUCUCUGAGCUUCAAGCUGAAGAGGAACAUCGGCUACUUCAUCCUGCAGACGUACAUGCCAUCGAUCCUGAUUACCAUCCUCUCCUGGGUCUCCUUCUGGAUAAACUACGACGCGUCAGCAGCCAGAGUGGCUCUAGGGAUCACCACGGUGCUGACGAUGACCACCAUCAACACCCACUUGAGAGAGACACUGCCCAAGAUCCCGUACGUCAAGGCCAUCGACAUGUACCUGAUGGGCUGCUUCGUCAUGGUCUUCCUGGCCCUGCUGGAGUACGCCUUCGUCAACUACAUCUUCUUCGGGAGGGGUCCCCAGAUGCAAAAAAAGCUAGCGGAGAAAGCGGAGAAGGCCAACAACGAGAGGGCGGCCAAGUACGACGCUGCAAGGGAGGCAGGUAGUAGGACCGCGUCCCUAAAGCGGUCCAAUCAGAUUAAAGGUCUUCGCCACUCACGCUCGGCAGAACCGCACGGCCACGGGAACAUCCUGCUCACCACUCUGGAGAUCCAUAACGAGGUGGCGGGAGGCGAGAUCACCACCAGCUUGGCGGACAUUAGGAACUCUCAGUCCAUGGUGCAGUUGGACAGCACAGCCUCGUCGCACAUCCAGUACCGCAAGCAGAGCGGCGGGAUCGGCCCGCGCUCCACCAGCCGGCACUCCCUGGACCGCGCCGCCCAGAUUAAACGCAGCCGUCUGAGGAGGCGGUCCUCGCAGCUCAAAAUCAAAAUCCCCGACCUGACGGAUGUGAACGCCAUCGACCGCUGGUCACGGAUCAUCUUCCCUUCCGUCUUCUCACUGUUCAACCUCGUCUACUGGCUCUACUACGUCUGAUUGGACUGUUUUGUUGAGAUGUUUGUUGUUGUUUGUUUGAUUUUUUUUUCAUUUUGUUUCUUUUUCUUCCUUUUUUUUCUGUUGCUUUUAUACAUGAUGGAAUCUGUUGAGUUAAAGACUGCAACACACAAGACAAAAGAAAACUGACUGAGAAAAGACUACUGAGUUUUGGACCAAGUUCUUGUCAAAAUUGUUUUUAUAUUUGCAGUCUUUGAACCCUUAGUACCAUGGUCUUUUUAUUUUCUAAAGUAUGUACUGUAAUUGGGACUUGUGACAGUCAUUUCCCAACAUUUGCCCUCUCAGUAAUGUGUACAUAGAGAGAUACAAAGCCAGCAAUUGAAUACAUAGUACAGUAUUUGCAAAAAAAGAAAAACACAAUAGUAGUUAAUGCAAUGAUUUUUCUAAUCAAAGAAAUUAUAAUUAAGAAAACUUUAUACUACACAGGUGGUCAGAUAAAUGCAGGCAAUUCCUAAAAGUCCAUUAAACAAACUAAUGUAUGUUUGACUGGUACCCUAUGCACUAUUAAUGCAUGUAAUGAUCAACCAUAGUGGAAAACGACUCCUUUUUUGCCUUGGAUUAUGUCACAACUUUACAGAAGACUGAUGAUGUGCAUUUGUUUAUAGUUUUGAAAAUAUACGGUAUACUUAUUAACUGUGUCAUGCAAUGAUUUGGUAAACCUUUACCCAAACACAAUAAUUUAAAGUUGAGGAUGUUGUCCUCUGUUCAGGAUGAUUGUGACUCAGGUUCUGAAUCUUUUGCUAUUUGACAUUUUUUUCUUGACAAAGGAAAGUGUCACUGAAGUAUCCUUUUUGGUAAUUUGAUAAGGAAAAGAAAGCACAAAUAUGAAUAAAACUGCCAUUUUUUCACUUCUACCUUCUAGCAACAGCGCUUCAAGUGAUAGCAUGACAGAAUUGCACUCAAAUUUAAGAACUUCCUCUAAAAAAAAACUGUCUUACUUUAAUUUAAAACAACUGCCAAGGGCCUUUUGGGCGACACGGUUACUCUACCCAUGAAAUACUUUGAUAUUUUUGUACUCUGUGUCUUCAGGUAUUCAAUUGAUUUUCCUAACCCGUUUUUCUUUCACACUCCUGUUGUGGUGAUAGAGUGGAGGAAUGAAACCCAUGUUUUUUGUACAUAAGUACAUAGAUGUGUAUAUACAAAAAUGUAUAUAUACUGUGUGUACAACCCAAAAUGAAAACAUUUUGUGAUACUGGCUAUUAACUGGCUAAAGAAAAAAAAAACGAACAAAUUAACCAACAGGUCAGUUUCAAGCAUCAGUUUAGUUUUUGAGCGUUUGUGGGGCAAUAUCUUCUCAAAACAUCCGACCACGUUGAAGUCCACUCUAGACACUGUACGUAUGUUCACCCCGCAUUCCAGAGUUACUGUACCGCCAUACAGCAGCCGAUCCAAAUGGAUUUCAUUGAUUCCGCAGACGGAGCACGAUAACCGGCCUGUCGACUAAUAAGCACAUACUAGCGCUGAAUGUAUCAGAUCCAUUCUUCAGGGAGAGGAUAAUGAGCCAUGGUCAUCAUUUCUCCAUCAGAAUGUAACACGCCCAUUCUUACGAGUGAUGACGAAAGAGAGCGGAGGGCUGGUGUUUUUAAGAGUGUGUGCAUGUGCAUGUGUGUGUGUGUGAGAAAGAUGGGAACUGGAUAAGGAGAGCUUGAGAUAGGAAGGGCGUGGGUAGACCAUUUAUUUUCUGUGCUGCUUGCUCGAUUACGGACAAAUGUCAACGUGUAAUAGUUUUGUGGAUAAAAAUAGCUCUCCUGUCCCACUCCUUUUGAUAAACUGUGUGCCAUUCCACCUAAGGUCACAGAGCAAUCAACCAGUUACAACUCAUGGACGACGAUGUAAAUCUGUCAUAGCUAUAUUAACAUUCAUACGCCGUACGUGAAAACAUUGCUACUUGGUAACAUUGAGCUCAGAGUUGGGAUCAAUUCAACUAAACAAUUGUAAAGUUUUAUGUGUACAGACUGAUUGAUAUAUGACUAAGAACUGAAUGUAUUGUACUUGGAUUGUUGCUGCACAAAUGCAAUUUUCUUUCUGGAAAUAGGGAUUAUAUAAUAAUAUGUAAUAUAAUUAAUCAGUGUUGAGGUCACACUGAUUAAUUAGGGCUCUAGUUGAUUCCACAUUCAAGUGACCCCAAGCUGGUUUCUUGUCCUGUUUUCUACUGUGUAGACGGGGCGCAGUGCACAAAUGACCUGGGUCCAAGACAGAAGAAAGCUCCAGAAGGAAAUAAUGAUAUCAUAUAUAACAGUCAAAACAUCUCGCUAAAGAUGUGUUCAAAAAGAAUUUGAAGCGAAGUUUUCAACAUGCGACAUUUGUACGAAUGUUUGUUUAUUCGGCCCCAAAACGGCAAAUGUAUCGGGAGGUUAGUUAGCGAUGGACGCACUGUGUCUUUCUGUUACUUCCCUCUCGUUUUUGAAGCUAGCCGUCGUUUUUUCCGAAAGGAUGAAACGUUUUCGACUUUGUACGCAGCUGCGCCGCCACUAAAGUCGUUUGGCGUUCUGUCUGAACACGCGGUGAAGAGGAUGUUCGACUCAAGCACAAAGCAAUGUUUCCUGUUACGACAUGGAACCAGUUUGUUCAAGCUGCAUCGCGUAGUUUGAAGGAUUAAAUGUCACUCUAUGACGCUUCAGUGUCGUGUAAAUAAGAUACAAUAAGACAGAUUUCUUGAACAUUUGAAGCUCGAAAAUAACUUUACUUCAUGGCUUGCUGGUUCAACUUGAUUUCAACGAUUACUUUCCGGGCAAGUUUUUUGCCGUUGGUCAUCGAAUGAGUCGUUAUUUGAAUUACCGAACUACAUCGUGCAGUUGAAAAGUGAACGAGACGGUUACUCUUGAUACUUGUUUAUCAUGCAUGCAACUACAAUUCGUGACUUGGGAAGAUAAGAAAAAUAAAACAAAAAAAAGAUAUUUUGCAAACUCACUCAUCAGAGCUGCCAACUGCUCAUUUUAGAGAUGACAUAAUGCCAUGUGAGCCUACAAUAAAAAUAAAAAAAGUAAUAAAAAAAACGAGUCAUCAAAGACUUCAGGUGUUGUAUGGCCUUGGUCCCAUAAUGGAAUGUGAAAUGUUCUGUGCUGCCACAAAAUGUAUUUAGGCUUAGAUUUAUACUGUAUAUCUCUGUAUGUUUCUCUUCCUUUUUGAAUAGAUUAUCAUGUUAAACCAUCAAAUAAAUUAUAUACAUUG
This is a messenger RNA of Cottoperca gobio, 5040 nucleotides long. RefSeq names its product gamma-aminobutyric acid receptor subunit beta-3-like. Gene Ontology annotation, molecular function: extracellular ligand-gated monoatomic ion channel activity; GABA-A receptor activity. Bases 328 to 1851 code for a protein of 507 amino acids. The record is from RefSeq and is a predicted model, not a curated record. The transcript has 10 exons. Gene Ontology annotation, cellular component: membrane. Lineage: Eukaryota; Metazoa; Chordata; Actinopteri; Perciformes; Bovichtidae. Gene Ontology annotation, biological process: monoatomic ion transmembrane transport.